AUGACAUUAAGGUUGCGCAAGGCUGGCCUCGCCUUUGACGAUUACUUCACUUCUUUCGGGGGCAAAUAUUAUUUUAAUGCUCCGCAGGUCCAUCUGACCCGCGGUCUAGGGCGAGAUGUCAGUUGCAGUGAGCGAGCGAGAGCCCCGCGCAGCGCACGCGUACUCGCGUUGUUUACGGUUUGCUUCGCCGGCGACGGGCGAGUGGCGACCACAUUCGCUGCGAACCGCCGACCGAGGCGCAAGUGUGUUCGCGAGCGACACUUCGUGACGUCGGCGGACGGCAGCCGACGAGUCGAGUCGAACGUCGGCGACAGUUGUGAAUAG
Molecule: messenger RNA, 324 nt
Organism: Leptosia nina
Lineage: Eukaryota; Metazoa; Arthropoda; Insecta; Lepidoptera; Pieridae
Source: the annotation of a GenBank genome assembly